AUGAAGACUUUUGCCAAGUCUUUAAAUAUUCUUCUCGUGCAAUUAUUUGUGCAAGUGAAAAUUAAUCAUUCAAAUGUCCUUCAGCUCUAUGGCUAUUGUUACCAGGAUAGCAAUGACAUCCCAGACACGCUGACGACCAUCACUGAACUAGGCUCGCCGUUAGAGAUGAUUCAGCUCCUACAGACUUCCUGGGAAGACAGAUUUCGAAUAUGUCUCAGCUUAGUUCGGCUUCUGCAUUAUUUGGCUCAUUCUCCUCUUGGCUCCGUGACAUUACUGGAUUUUCGCCCUCGGCAGUUUGUGAUCGUGGAUGGGGAACUGAAGGUGACAGAUCUGGAUGACGCCAGCAUCGAGGAGAGCUCUUGCACCAGUAACAGUGACUGCUUUAUGGAAUUCCCCGCGAGGAACUUCACCCUGCCCUGUUCUGUUGAGGGACGGUGUCAGAGCAUGAACGAAAAGAGGAAUCUCUACAACGCCUACAGGUUUUUUUUUACGUAUCUUCUUCCACACAGUGCUCCAUCCUCACUAAGACCCUUACUGGAUAAGAUAGUCAAUGCGACAGGAGAACUUCACUGGGGAAUAGAUGAGACAGCAGCUCAGCUAGAGAGAGUUUUGAAUCUGUAUAAGAGUGGAGAGUACCUACAGAACACGACCCGGAUGCCGAAAACUGAAUACAGACGGGUGCCUGAAGCUUUUAUUCCUGAUGAGAACUACAGAUGCUGGCCAUCUUACCAUCACAAAGGCUGCCUCCUCUCCGUGUUUGACGUCAGCGAAGCCAUCGAGAUCUGUGACAGCUACUCCCAGUGCAAAGCUUUUGUCUUAACUAACCAGACGACUUGGACAGGUCGGCAGCUUGUCUUCUUCAAGAUGGCCUCAAAUCAUAUCAUGCCUGAUCCCGACAAGAUAACAUAUGUGAAGGUGACAGACUGA
Egretta garzetta (little egret) is the source of this 927-nucleotide messenger RNA. It is a transcript of the gene PKDCC, whose product is annotated as protein kinase domain containing, cytoplasmic. The coding region runs from base 1 to 927 and encodes 308 amino acids. The record is from RefSeq and is a predicted model, not a curated record. NCBI's taxonomy places the organism in Eukaryota, Metazoa, Chordata, Aves, Pelecaniformes, Ardeidae. Gene Ontology annotation, biological process: protein phosphorylation. The transcript is spliced from 8 exons. Gene Ontology annotation, molecular function: non-membrane spanning protein tyrosine kinase activity; ATP binding.